GGGCGCGGGGCCAGCCUGCAGAGCCCGCGGAGCGCCUGCGGGCAGUGGUGUGCGUGUGGCAGCGGAGCAGCGUGUGCGGCCUCGGCGAGCGGAGAGGCCCCUGCGGCGCAGGUGGAGCCCGGCCAGGUCACCUUUACAAACAAACAGCUGUCUUCUUCCAUCUGGCCUGUAUGGUCUGCAUCUGUAGCCUGGUGUUGAGAUGCCCUCUUGAGUGACUCCGGCACGGUGGGAAGGAAAAGAGAAGCACAGCCGUCAAGAACCAGUAAUGAUGAAUGGUUCCAACAUUGCCAAUACGACGACGUCCAACACGAAAUCCAAAGACGAGCAGGUUGUAAACGGGCACGAUGAGAAGGAGAACAACCCUUUCGCAGAGUACAUGUGGAUGGAGAAUGAAGAGGAUUUCAACAGACAGGUGGAGGAGGAGCUGCAGGAGCAGGACUUCCUCGACCGCUGUUUCCAGGAGAUGCUGGAUGAAGAGGACCAGGACUGGUUCAUUCCAUCACGCGACCUGCCCCAGGGCAUCGGGCAGCUGCAGCAGCAGCUGAAUGGCCUCUCGGUGGGCGACAGUUGCAGUUCAGAGGAUAUUUUGAGCAAAAGCAACUUGAACCCCGACGCCAAGGAGUUUGUUCCUGGAGUGAAGUACUGAACCUUCAGGCAAACUUUGAACAGACUGUGUCCCUGGCUUUUGGAGUGGGAGAGGGGGGUGGGAUAGGAUCCAGGCUAGAGUUGAACUCGGCACGUGAAUGGAGUCGCCGCGAUGCAGGGAAAUCUUGCUCUAUAAGCUUAUCGGGUACCUUUUUGUUUUUCCUUUAUAGCAUCUCUUGUUUGGGCAGGCGGCUUUCUGGGACUCGGAGCCCUGCGGGCUUAUCUUGUGACUGCUACUCCAUCGACAGCCAAGUCCAGGUGUGUGCUUCAAACCAGCUAGCAGAGGCCAUUUUUGAAAGCAGGUUUCCUGCUCUCCUUCCCAUCCACAGCAUGCCAGGAAAUGCUGUGGGGAAGGGUGGGGCUUAGGGAAGGAUCCGGAUUGGGUACGCUUCAUAUUUCCAUUCAGCAGGGAUUUCAGAAAAGCUGAAGCGUAAUGAGGCUGCGACUCAAAUCCUUCCAGCUUGCUGGAUUUCCCAGCUUUCCUCUGGAAGCACAACAAACGCCCUUCCUUUGCGUGCACCGACCCCUAGACUGGGUAACUCUCUGCAGACCAGGAGAGAAGUCCGGCCUGCUUUUCUUGUUGGUGGAAGUUCUCAAGCCAGGGAGAUCAGAUCGGCAAGAGGCCAAGCGACCACUGGGGAAAUGGCUCCUUCUACAGAAUGUCCAUUCGCCUUGGCUUUUUGUUUCUGUUCUUGGGCUUAUUCAGUGCUGCAGGCUGCCCCUCUGAAACCUCCAGCAUCUGCUGUUUACAAAUCACUAGGCAAAGUGACCCACCUUUUGGCGUAAACGAAAAACAAACCCAAAGGGAACUAAAAUGCUCCCCACUCCCCAGCAUGCUGCUGAACGGCUCUAUGGGGAGUUGUGUUCCAGCUCACAUGGCAAACCCUCCUUGGAGAGGAGAACGAUCCAUCCACGUCUGGUGCGCUCCUUAUGGGCCCCAUCCUGCACGGUGCAGUGCUCCCCUUAGAAGAAGAUACUCAGCAGCUUGUAAGAUCAGGCCCUGGCUAUUUGGCGUGUGGUCUGUCUGCUCCCUGGGCAUGCCCGAGUGUCUCAUGAGAAUGCUUCCCUGGCUUGAGAGAAGCAUUGGGGCUGCUGGUCAUCACCUUCCCCGGACAGGAAGGGCCUGGCUUGAUGUCCUGACUUGUGCCCCACAAUUUGCCUCUUGCCAUGUGAGAUGCUCGGUGGGUGUGGAGGCAAAUUUGGCUUUUGAUAACGAAUGCUUUGAGCUGAUGAGAAUUGUUGGCAAACAAACCAGAGACUCCAGGACACCUGUGGGAACCAGCUGGGAGCAGGACACUCUGCCCAUAUUGUCAGCCAGUGUUUUUGAAUGGUCCCAUGGUUCGGGAUUUAACCAUUGGGCUUGGGGGAGUGUCUCAGCAGUGGUACGGUCCCCUCAGAAUUUAGGCAUCCAGGUAUUUAGAGAUUAAAAGCAUCCUGGGUUGCAGGAGUUGAUGUCUCUUCUGAAGCCCUCCAAGCCACGGUUAGACACAUGGUCUGGGAAACACAGGAACCUCCUGUAACAGGAAGGGAUUUCCAGCCUCAGACUAGUCUGGAGGAGUGGGAAGAGCAAGUCCCCUGUGAGCUGUCAGAUGGACUUGCUGGGGCCAUAUGGAAGGCUGGGGAACCUUCAGCAUAAAGGUGAGGGAGCAGCUUUUAGGAGGCAUUGCCCACCACCUUGUCCUUGGGCUGACGGAGGGCCUGCAGGAUCAAGCUCUCUCUAGAAGCAGAUACCAGGAAUUUUCACAUGAGCUGGUAAACCGCAGGCCCAGCUCCAUUUGUAACAGACACGCUCACAGCUUCCCUCUCCUCUGUGCCAAGCCGGAGCCAUCUCCUCUUGCAGCAGGAGGCCAGGAUCCAGGCUUCAGCUUCCCCAAAGCAGAGCCCCAGCCUCUUUUGGGUUUUAAACCAUCUUCUGGGAGGUUGGUGGCUUCCUCCUUCUGGGAACCAAGGUCCGCAACCUCCGCGCCAGGUGGACCCAGCUGUCUCUCAGUGAGGUUGCCUAGGCUGACGCUUGCUUUUUUUACUACAUCUGGCCUUGGUGAAGUAGACUGGGGUUCUCUGCUUUGUCCAUGUACAACACAGGCCACAAACACCCAGCUUCAGAGUGCGACCAGGUUUUUAAUCUCCUCUCCCUGCUGCAGCUUUUUAUAUCGUCCCUUGGAACUUUUUCAGUAGAUUGGCAAUGGGGAUUCUGGAGUCCUUUCAGAUCUCACCUGGGCUGGAAAUUUAAUGACAUCAGAGAGCUGCCCACUGGCCUGUGUGAAGUGAGUGAGGUUCUCAGGCUGGUUCCCACUGACCUGGCAAACCCCAUCGCGCCUGUUGACAAUCUUAGAAGAAGGAUCCAUGGAGCAUGACUACCCCUUACGGCAUAGUUGAAGCACAUGGCAUUGUUGCUCUCUGUAUGGGACCUGCUUUGGGAUUAAACUGAGAGAUCCAAUCUCCGUGGCUGUCGGGCUGACGCCUUCAACCAGCACUAAACUCCCUUGUAAACUUCAUCCAGGAUCGGAAGUGGCUCAAACUGGAGUCUUACUGAAGUCUGCAGGUACCUGUAUGAAUAUUGCUACAUAGUGGCAGGAUUGGGCCUGGUUGUGUUGUGUCCUCCUGUUCUUGGGUACAACCGUUGCCUUUAGUGCCUACUUUCUGUUGCCCCAUCUAAAAGGGGUUUUUCCAUUAUCUGGAGCCAGAGCGCACGCCUUGCUACGCAUCUAGCUAUGAAUGGACUGUGGCACGGGAACAAAAAUGUUCAAAUCCCAGCUGCCCUUUGGAACAGCCCAGUCUUCUGGGUCAGCGUGGAUUCCACUGCCAUGAGAGAUUAAUGUCCACGUGACUGUGCGGGAGUGGUAAGGGUGGGCAUACAGGUCAAACUUCUUUUGUAUCACUGGUUGAGUUCUCAAUUCCCCACCACCACCUUGCUCUGGCUUCUUUCUGACUUUUGAAAACACUUUCUGAUGACGUGCUGUACAUUUUUAAGAUACGCAUUAUUAAAAAUAAAUCUUUUUGGA
Caretta caretta (loggerhead turtle) is the source of this 3647-nucleotide messenger RNA. It is a transcript of the gene PAIP2B, whose product is annotated as poly(A) binding protein interacting protein 2B. The record is from RefSeq and is a predicted model, not a curated record. Gene Ontology annotation, molecular function: mRNA regulatory element binding translation repressor activity. Lineage: Eukaryota; Metazoa; Chordata; Testudines; Cheloniidae. Gene Ontology annotation, cellular component: cytoplasm. Gene Ontology annotation, biological process: negative regulation of translational initiation.